Molecule: messenger RNA, 909 nt
Organism: Aphidius gifuensis
Lineage: Eukaryota; Metazoa; Arthropoda; Insecta; Hymenoptera; Braconidae
Product: dnaJ homolog subfamily C member 30, mitochondrial-like
Exons: 1
Coding region: 203-844 (213 amino acids)
Source: RefSeq, a predicted model, not a curated record
UUUAUUAUGUUACAAUAUUAAUUAUUGUUAAUAAUUAAAUAAAUAUAAAAAUAGAAUAAUAUAUGAUAAAAUUUUAAAUUGACCUUGAACAAUACAACAAUCAACACAUUUACCUCAAAGUUGAUGGUGAAAAAAAAACAAAUAAACAUCAAUUAAAUAUUGUUAAAAAAAAAAAAGCUAUACUGUAUAUUUUUUUUGGAGCAUGAAGUGUCAAAUAAAAAUACCAUGGAGUUCAAUGUUUACAAAAAACAUGUCAUCAAGUGCAAAAACAAAAAAUUAUUAUACAAAUUUAGAUUUAACAACAAAUGCCACACAGGAAGAAGUUAAAGCAGCAUAUUUUAAAUUAUCAAUGCAAUAUCAUCCAGAUAAAAAUAAUUCUGAUGAAGCUAAAAUUAAAUUUCGUGAAAUAUCAGAUGCAUAUGAGGUACUUGGUAAUUUUAAUAAACGUAAAAAUUAUGAUCGUGGUAUUAAUGUUAAAACAACAGCAUAUAAAUCACAUCAACCUGGUGAAAAUAUUAAAACUGAAGAUAUAACUAAAGAAGCAUUUCGUGCAAGGUCAGAAAUAUUUCGUCACAGUAGUGCUUUAAAUAAUCAAAAAAUAUAUGAUUUUGAUGAAUGGACAAAAGCACAUUAUGGAAAACUAUUUAGAAGAUCUCAAUUUGAAAAACAAGAGCUACACAGAAUGAUGGAAAUUAACAAAAGGUUUUCAGAUAGUUCUGAUUCUAAAAAUGAAUUUCCAGCUGUAAUAUUUGUUGUUGUUGUUUGUUUUAUCAUGGUAAUGUUUGGUGCAUCAGUUGAUUCAAAUUUUGAUUAUCCAGAAAUAAAUGAAAAAACAAAAAAAUAAUAUUCAUUAUAUGAAUUAUAGACAAAAUGUUUUUUUCUGUAAAUAGUUAUGAAAAGAAAACUGUA